This is a messenger RNA of Papaver somniferum (opium poppy), 2220 nucleotides long. RefSeq names its product serine/threonine protein phosphatase 2A 55 kDa regulatory subunit B beta isoform-like. Gene Ontology annotation, molecular function: protein phosphatase regulator activity; protein binding. Gene Ontology annotation, cellular component: protein phosphatase type 2A complex; cytosol. Bases 339 to 1838 code for a protein of 499 amino acids. NCBI's taxonomy places the organism in Eukaryota, Viridiplantae, Streptophyta, Magnoliopsida, Ranunculales, Papaveraceae. Gene Ontology annotation, biological process: peptidyl-serine dephosphorylation. The transcript is spliced from 14 exons. The record is from RefSeq and is a predicted model, not a curated record.
CCAAGUUAUCGCGAUAAAUUAACGAGAUAUUACCAAGACGAGCUGCUUAGUUCCUUUGUAGUGUACACUUCUGUUCUCUGCUUGCUUCCACUUCCUUUCAUCACCAUCAGUCCAUCAUCAUCUCCUUUUCUUCCACUCUCCCUUUCGCGGUAAUUUCCAAACUACACAGAGAAAGAAAUUUGGAAUUUUGUUUGGUAAUUUAAGCUGCAUUUUCCAAGCAAAUGUGGUGACUUUUCAUUACAACUCUGAUGGGGUCUUGACUCUUGAGUAUUAUCCAAUCAAUCAGUGGUGUUUUCUUUUCUUUUCCCUUUACAAAGAACCCAGAUUUCUGAUUUAAAAUGACUCCACCUGUUAAUGGAGAUUUGGGUUUUCCAUCUCCACUUCAGUGGAAAUUCUCACAGGUUUUUGGUGAAAGAGCAGCUGGUGAAGAAGUUCAAGAAGUUGAUAUUAUUUCUGCUAUUGAAUUCGACAAAAGCGGUGAGCAUCUUGCAACUGGUGAUCGAGGAGGACGAGUGGUUUUAUUUGAGAAAACAGAUGGGAAAGAUUUUACCUUCCGCAAGGAGCUGGAGAAAACGGAUUAUUCCAUCCCCAGGCAUCCAGAAUUCCGUUACAAGACUGAGUUUCAGAGUCAUGAGCCUGAGUUUGAUUACUUGAAAAGUUUGGAAAUAGAAGAGAAAAUUAAUAAAGUACGGUGGUGUCAAACAUCCAAUGGUGCUCUUUUCCUUCUCUCGACAAAUGACAAAACAGUAAAAUAUUGGAAGGUUCAAGAAAAGAAGAUAAAGAAGGUAGCUGAGGUGAACUUAGACACUUCAGGGGCAAAAUCAAAUGGAGGACUUCCUGGAAAAAUUGGAGCUGGAUCUGACUUUGUAUUUCCACCUGGAGGAAUUCCCUCUUUACAUUUACCAGUGGUAAUUGUUGGCCAGGAAACAAACCUUGUUCCUAGAUGUCGAAGAGUAUUUGCUCAUGCACAUGACUACCACAUAAAUUCCAUUGCAAACAACAGUGACGGUGAGACAUUUAUCUCUGCAGAUGAUUUACGGAUAAAUUUGUGGAACCUGGAGAUCAGUAAUCAAAGUUUUAAUAUUGUUGAUGUGAAGCCAGUAAACAUGGAGGAUCUCACUGAGGUCAUAACGUCUGCAGAAUUUCAUCCUACACAUUGUCAUACAUUAGCAUACAGUAGCUCAAAGGGAACAAUACGCCUUAUCGAUAUGAGGCAGUCAGCUCUAUGUGAUUCACAUGCCAAAAUAUUUGAAGAGAACGAUACACCUGGUUCACGCUCAUUCUUCACAGAAAUAAUUGCCUCAAUAUCAGAUAUUAAGUUUGGAAGAGAUGGGAGAUAUAUAUUGAGUCGUGAUUAUAUGACGCUAAAGCUUUGGGAUUUAAAUAUGGAAGCUAGCCCUGUUGCAACCUUUCAAGUCCAUGAACACCUGAGACCCAAGCUUUGUGAUCUUUAUGAGAAUGAUUCAAUUUUUGACAAAUUUGAGUGUUGUUUGAGUGGUGAUGGCCUGCGCGUUGCCACUGGUUCUUACAGCAAUCUCUUCCGUGUAUUUGGUUCUGCUCCGGGCAGUAAUGAGGCAACAACAUUAGAGGCCAGCAAGAACCCCAUAAGACGUCAACCUCAGACUCCUACUAGAUCUUUAAGGUCACUCACCAGUCUAUCACGCUCACGUAGACGAGGAUCUGAGAAUAUGGGCAUAGACGCUGGUGGAAAUGAUUUCUCCACUAAGCUGCUCCAUCUUGCAUGGCAUCCAACCUCCAACGUUCUGGCUUGUGCAGCCGCAAAUAGUCUUUACAUGUAUUAUGCUGAGGAAAAUCCACAAAGCGAACAUCAAAAGUAGAAUAUGUUUUCCACAUGUUAGUUGUUGGUUAUGAGAUGCAACUGGAAAAAAGAGUUCAGUUCCAUUACCACCUUUUGCAUCAUUUGUACUUUGUUUUCCAGGGAAAAAUUGCGAUGAACAAUUUUUUUGUAGUCUUUUACUUCUGCAAGUUUUUACCUUUAUUUCUAGGCUUACCUGAAUGGUGCAAAAUUUGUAAUUUAAGAGAGGGAAUUGCACCCAGUUUUGCUUCUUCUCUGGUUGGUCUAAGAGGAGAGCAUGUAGUUGUUGCUGUUGUAGUAGGCUUUUAUUACUUUUGAUACAUAUACAUUAGUACAAAUCAAUAACAACAUGCUUGUAACCUGUAAGAGCUCUAAAUAAAACUCCACCUGAUUCAACCGGAUAA